Molecule: messenger RNA, 2018 nt
Organism: Morone saxatilis (striped sea-bass)
Lineage: Eukaryota; Metazoa; Chordata; Actinopteri; Moronidae
Product: proton channel OTOP2-like
Exons: 6
Coding region: 11-1795 (594 amino acids)
Biological process (GO): proton transmembrane transport
Cellular component (GO): membrane
Molecular function (GO): proton channel activity
Source: RefSeq, a predicted model, not a curated record
GAGAAAAGCUAUGUGUUUGAACACUGGCAACUGUUUGAACGAUGGCAAUUCCUGUGAACCAUGUAGGAUGACGGCCAAAGACAGGGAGACAGAGGAGGCCCACCUGUCCAACAUCAGUGCGCUGGGUCAAGCGGGGAACACAUGUGAACCCAACCUGAAGACCUCUUCCAGCGGACUUGUGAGGGAGCGGGGUCGAAACUGGGGAUGGAUGCUGUCUGGGAUCAUUUGUGUCAACAUUCUGAUCCUGGGCUGUGCCCUGGUCAGCGGCAGUGCCUACAACAAUGUGAGCAUCAGCACCCCUGACCUGCAGAUUUUCCUCAUCAUCCUCCUUCUCCUCACCUCUAUCUGGAUGGUUUAUUACAUCGUCUACACGGCCAGGAAAGAAAACGCUGUUGAUUACAAGGAUGGCCAUGCUGGACCAAUAUGGCUCAGGGGAGGACUUGUGCUAUUCGGAUUCCUCAGUGUUGUCAUGGACAUUUUCAAGAUAGCCAGCUAUGUGGGCUACCUCCACUGUGAUUCUGCUGUUAAGGUUGCAUUCCCUGUGGUGCAACUUGUUUUCAUAAUUGUGCAGACAUACUUUUUGUGCCUCCACUCCAAGGACUGUGUGCAGAUACAAAGGAACAUUUCACGCUGUGGGUUUAUGCUCAUCCUCUCUACAAAUCUAGUCCUGUGGAUGACCGCGGUCACUGAGGAGUCCCUUCACCAAACAGAAAUUCCCGACAAUCCGAGCAACAUUACUAAAAUGUCUGGGCGAAGCAUCUACAUCAAUAAAGUGGCUUAUGGAGACGAUAUGUGCAAGUGCAGCCACACGUCAUGUAGCAUGUUCAAGGAGGCCUACUACUACUUGUACCCCUUCAACAUCGAGUACAGUCUGUUCGCCUCUGCCAUGGCCUACGUCUUGUGGAAAAAUGUCGGUAGAAUUGUAGAUGAACACAGUCACCGCCACAUCAAAUUCCAUCUGAAAGAUAUAUUUCUGGGCCCUUUGACCGGAGUCCUCUUAGUGGUGGCAGGUCUGGCAACCUUCAUCGUAUAUGAAAUGGAAAUGAAGAAUGAAGACAGCGAUGAUGACAAGAAAGACAGAGCAAUGAUGAUGCACUUUGUCAUGAAUAUAGUUAUAGUGACUCUGAUGUCUGUGUCCACUGUGAUCGGCUGUGCCAUCUACAAGGUGGACCACAGAGAGCAUGUAUCAGACAAAAACCCCACACGCAGCCUGGACGUAGGGCUGCUGGUGGGAGCCUCACUGGGACAGUUCAUCAUCAGCUAUUUCACUAUUGUAGCCAUGGUUGCAACUGGAGCCAAAGGACACCUAAACAGGCUCAACCUGACCUGGGCUAUUCUGAUGGUGAUCCAACUUGGCCUGCAGAACUUUUUCAUCAUUGAAGGUCUACACCGGGAGCCCUUCCACGAGGUGCAACCGGAUGUCACCGUGGUAGCAAAUCCAUAUGUGCUGCAGCCAACCAAAUCAGUGAGCAGUCUUGAAGGAUCAGACAUGGACACAAAGCCCAGUCCAGUAUUCACAGUAGACAGCCUGUACGGCCAGGCAGUUGAGCACAAACACAAACUGUUGUGGAAGAGACGGGUGUUGAAGGAGGUCUGUUCCUUUCUGCUGCUGGGCAACAUCAUACUGUGGAUCAUGCCAGCCUUCGGCGCUCGCCCACAGUUUGACCACCACAGUGAAACUGAGUUCUACAAAUUCUACAUGUGGGCUGCUAUUGUGAAUAUUGGACUUCCUUUUGGCAUCUUUUACCGCAUGCAUGCAGUCGCCAGUCUCUUUGAGGUUUUUCUGACCUCAUAGCGCUGCAAGAGCAUACGAUGUGUACAUCUAUUUUCACAUUAUAAACCUUUUUCUUACAAAUUGUAGUUUGUUUUCAUGAUGCUUUGUUGUCUCUCCAUAUACUUGUGAGGUAGAUAUUGACAAUUAUGUGACAAUGUAAAUGUAUUCAAAACGUUAUUUUAAAGAGUUACAAAGCAGCUAAUCUUGUAUGACUUGUUUUAUGCUUAAGCCUCUGUAUGCACAA